UCCCCUCCCACUGGGACCCCUCCUCCCCUCCCCCCAGGGACACACAAUCCCACACAGACGUAGUACAGGAGUCCCCCAGCCUGGUAUGCGUGUGACGUCACGGUAGUGUGCGUGCCCAGGUGCUGUGUGAGGGCAACAAGUCGGGAGACGGAGUAACGGGAAGGCCAUGGAGUUGUGUGACGGGAGAGAGAGAAGUUUCUGAAGUGUCCCGAGAGGUUACCUGCAGUCUCUAACUCCCAGCAUGGGACUCUAUGGUAGUUUGGCAGCGGGUGUAUAUGUUCUGGGAGUGGUUUUGUCCAGCAGCCGGCUACACACACUAGCAGCUUCUUUUUAUGGCGAAAGCUUUGUUGAGCUUAAAACGGCGGAAUCUUUUUCCAAGUCAAGUCUUCAUUUUAAAUUUCGCACUAGCAAGCCAAAUGGGUUACUAUUUCUUGCAGCUGGGAAGAAACAAUACAGUAUAAUUGAACUACACUCGGGACAUGUCCAGGCGAAAAUUGAUUUUGGAGAAGGUGAACAAAUCUUGCUUCUUAAGAAUGGACCUCGAGUAGACAACUUGGAGUGGCAUGUGGUUGACCUACAUCAUGAAAACGCAGAUGUUGUUCUAAGUGUUGACCAACACUUAAAGUCUAGUAUACAAGUUGCUGGAGGAUCGCAGGAGUUUAGUGUUCAUUAUGGUCUCUAUAUUGGAGGAUUCAAUGAGCUGAAUGUUCCUUAUGCAAAAAUAUUGCCAAAUCACUUCAGAGGAUGUUUAGAUGAGGUUGUGUUUAAUGAGCAAGAACUACUUUCAUCCCUCAGGCCUUAUCCGGGAUUAAAAAAUGUUCACGAAGUAUCCCUAGGGUGCAGUGAUGAAUUUUUUGUGAGUGAAGAUGACCCUGUCAGCUUGUUCAGCUCCAAAUCCUAUGUAGCAUUCCCUUCAUGGGCUCUUGAAGAAGGAGGAGUCUGGGAAUGUUUUCUCCAGACCUCAGCUGGAAAAGGAUUGCUAUUGUAUCAGUCAGGAAGUGUUGGGGAUUUUAUAUCUCUAGAAAUACAAGACUAUAUAUUAAAAGCCCAUCUUAGAAAAGGAAACAGUUUAAUUCAGAUUUCUACUUUGAAUCUCAUGUCUGAACAUAAGUGGCACCACAUUAAGCUUAAACUUAAUGCAAGGCAUUUUCACCUGACUCUGGAUGAGGAGACUGUAAAGGCCUCCUUAACGUUUCACUCAAAAACGGCUCAGCUUAAUGGUCCUUUGUUUGUCGGUGGGGUAAAUGAUGCCACCCGAAAAGUACUGACCUCCAGCCUAAGUACUGUUUCUGGGAAGCAUGCAAAAGUUGUCUCGUUUAAAGGCUGCAUAAAGAACAUAAAGGUGAAUUCUGCAAAGUUUGGCUUAAAAAAUGCUUUAGCUAGUAAAGAUGUUUCGCCUGGGUGCAAAACUGAAAUACUGUUAACUACAUCCCCAUUAAACAAAGCUGGUGAAACCCAUCGGAACACAGCAGCACCUUCAACCAGUCUUGUCACCAGCACAACAGCAGCCCCCAAAAAUAAUGCUAAACAUAGUUUCAUUGUGCUGAAUAACUUAGUAGUUCAAGAGGGUGGCAGAGCACCAUUGCAAUCUAAGCAUAUCAAAUUAAAUCUGGAUUUUAAAAAGCUGGGUGUCCGUCAGUCACAAAUUAACUUUAAAGUAAUGGAAUACCCACAGAGCGGUCAAUUAAAAAUAGAUGUUCCGACAACACAAAAUAAAGAUACGUUCACAAUGCUAGAUCUCUGGCAUGGAAGAAUCACUUACAUUCAUGAUGGAUCAGAAGGAACAAAUGAUAAUUUUACCUUUACUGUUACAGCCACCAGCAAAAAUGAGAUUCCCUCUUAUUUAGAUGGGACGCAGCAGCAUGUGUUCAGUAUUACUGUAACACCAACAAAUGAUGCUCCAGAACUUUCCCUGCCAGAAGGCAAUCUGUUUGCUUUACUCGAAAAUUCAAAAAAACGCCUUCCUGCAAAUCUGCUUAAGGUUUCAGACGUAGACACAGAUCCCCAGAACCUAAAUUUUGUUUUGCUCGGUAACCUCAAUGCAGACGCUGGGUACAUAGUAAAUGGGAAGGAUGCAGGAAAAUCAAUUGCUACGUUUUCUUACUCUGAGCUGCUUGAUGGGAAUAUAUUCUACGUCCACCAUGGUGUCAAGAAUUCCAGACUUGUUCUUCGAGUAAGCGAUGGAGACAAAGUCAGCAACACGGUGGUACUUCGUAUCUUAGCUGUUCCUCUAGAGUAUAAAGUAGUCAACAACACUGGAAUUGUUGUGACACAGGGAGAAAGCUCUCUAAUUCUAACCAGUAAUUUGGGGGUGGAUACCAAUGCUGAGAACCAAGACAUGGAGAUUAGAUACGACGUUAUGGAAUUGCCACAGUAUGGUCAGAUCCAGAGGCGGAGUGUUGGAAAUGAAUGGAGGUCUACAAAUUCAUUUACACAAAGAUCCCUUGAGCGUGAAAGGAUACGAUACUUGAGUACGUUUAAUGAAGUACAAGAAAUGGAUCGAACUGAAUACUUUAAGUUUAAAGUUAACAUUGCAAAUAAAUCCAGUGAAGAAUAUCGGUUUCCUAUUACUGUUCAAUGGCUCAAGUAUACCUUGGUCAACAAUUCUGUUCUUACUGUUGAAAACAGAAAACUAUUGACUCUCACCACUGAUAAUCUAUAUGCCGUUGUAACAGGAAUAUCAACAGUGGAGAAAGAUAUAUAUUUUAAGGUAUUGUCCCUUCCUAAAAAAGGCAGGAUUCUUGUUAAUAAAAACAAUCUAAAGGAAAAUGGCAUGUUCAGCCAAAUAGAUAUAGCAGAUUUGAAAGUACAAUAUGAAUUAACUGAUCAGCCUCGUCAAGACUCCAAUGAUUUCUUUAGCUUCAGCUUGUUCACCAAACACGCAGAAUCUAAACCAUACAGGUUUCAAAUAAACAUAAAGGCUGACUUGAACAGCAUUUUCUUGACAAACAAUGGUCUCUUUUUAGCCGAAGGAGACACAAAGCUUAUAACUAGGGAGGAGCUCUUUGUGCAAACUCUGAAUAACAGGACUUUCACUUAUAAAGUUCAAAAAAGCCCUCAACAUGGAAAGCUUAGGCUUAUAAAUUUUUCCGAUUCGAUCCUGAGCAACGAUAACAUCACUUCAUUUUCCAGUCAGGAUAUUCUUGGGGAACGUCUCAUGUAUGUUCAUGACGAUACAGAAACAACAGCAGAUUCGUUUACAGUUCUAGCCACAUCUUCGUCUUCGCAACACGAAAGUCCUUUUGGAGACAAGGUAACUGUAUAUGCAGAAGUACUUUUUAAUAUAUCAGUUGAACUAAAGAAUGACGAGAAACCCAAUCGUGUUGUGGACAGACUUUUUCAUGUUGUUCGUAAUGGUCAGAGACUUGUGACACUGGAGGAUCUCUGCUAUCAUGAUCCUGAUACAGAUUUUAAUGAUGGUCAGUUAUUAUAUACAAGGCGUGGUAUUCCAAAUGGUGAUCUGGUGUCCGCUAAUGAUCCUUCCAUAAAACUUUACCAGUUCACUCAGGAAGACUUGGAAAAGAAACGUGUCUUGUUCAUGCACCAAGGAAGCGAUUAUGGAAGAUUUGUUUUAUUUGUAACAGACGGCAAACAUUACACGUCAUCUCUACUGGAAGUGAGCGCAUCCGACCCCUAUGUAAAAGUAGUCAAUAACACUGGUCUUUUGGUACAGAAAGGAAAGGAACAAAUAAUAACCACAUCUAAUGUUAGUAUUGCUACAAAUGUAUAUAUUGACAGUUACAAGGAGAUUGUGUACAAUGUAGCAUCUUCACCAAAACAUGGGAAAAUACUGGUUCAAGGUUUGGCAGCAGAAUCCUUUACCCAUCUCAAUAUAAAAAAUGGCCAGGUGACUUUUCGGCACGAUGACAGCAAUAAUCUGCAGGAUGCAUUCAAUCUGACUGCUAAAUUGAAGAAUAUUGCUGUAAAUGUUGAAAUGAAAGUGCGUGUGUAUUUGGAAAGCCAUCAACGCCUGCCAACUGUUUUGAACCUCAACAUCAUUGUUGUGGAACAGGGGCGACCAGUUAAAAUUGAUGAACGGAAAUUACAGGUUGUACAUGAGGAUAACUUGCCAAAAGAGAUGGUUUACUCUGUAAUAUCGCCUCCAUCACAUGGCUACAUACGCAAGUUUGAAUCUGCAGAGGGUUACUUAACUGCGGAGAAAAAUUCAGUAUUGACAUUUACACAGCAGGAUAUUAAUGAUGGGAUCAUUCACUAUGUGCAGUCUGAGCCUGGUCAGCUGCAAGAUAACUUUACAAUGGACGUAACCAAUGGCAUCCGGAAAAUAACUGGCAUUACUGUAUCUGUGGAUAUCAUUCCUCUAUUGAUCCCUCUUGUAACUCAGAACAUCACUGUGAAGGAAGGAGCAUCCAAAGCUCUGACAGAGGAGCAGUUGACUAUCCCCAAUAAGCAUUUUGCUGGACUCCACUUUGAGUUUGAGAUUAUUGAUCUGCCUAAAAAUGGCUACAUCGAAAACACUCGAUAUCCCAGAAUAAAAUUAAGUAGAUUUACAAGAAAACAGGUGGAGCAAGAACUGAUCUAUUAUGUCCAUGAUGACAGCGAGACACUGAACGAUAACUUCACUAUCAUUGUCAACAAUACUGACCUUUCCAAGCACAGCCUGCCAUCUACUAUCUUUGUAACUGUCUCUCCAAUCAAUGACGAGUUUCCAGUGAUAACUGCUAACAACAUAUUUAGGGUGUGGGUCGGCUCUGUUACAGAAGUGACUUGUGAGGAUCUCUGUGCUACAGAUAAGGACACGUCUCCAUCAGAGCUUGUGUUCUCCAUCACCCCUCCUAACAAUGGUCACCUGGCACUCAAGUCUCAUCCAAGCAAAAGUAUCCUUAAUUUCACUCAGCAGCACAUAAAUGAAGGACAUCUGGUAUUUGUACAUAGUGGGUCCAUGUCGGGAGGAUUUAAUUUUCAGGUUACCGAUGGCCUGAAUUUUGCUCCAAGACAAAUUUUCAGCAUUACUGCAAGAACUUUGGUAAUAAACCUGGAAGCUAAUAAAGUACUGGACGUUUUUCCAGGAACACGCAGGGCAAUUACUUCAGACCUACUGAAAGCUGUAACCAACGAUGAGAGCAAUAUGAAUAACAGGACGGUAACGUUUACUGUUGUUGUUCCACCAAAGCAUGGGCGUCUCUUGAUGUCCGGAUUACAAAAUGCAACAGAGGAGGUUUCCAGUUUUACACAGCUAAUGGUAGAAGAAGGAGUAAUAUUUUAUGACCAUACAGAUAAUGAGGCUCUCCUUUGGAACACACAAGAUUCCUUUAAGUUUACAGCUUCCUCGGCUCCUGCUUUCCUGGAAUCCAGUGUAUUUCUCGUUACAAUAUCAUAUGAAAUCAAUGACCCAGCCAGGCAGAGCCGUCUCAAAGCCAAUACAGGAGCCUCUGUGGAUGAGGGGGGGAAGGUUCUAAUUGAUAAAUCCAAAUUGGAUGGAUCCAAUCUAUUACUAAAACUUCCAGAAACCCAGAGAGGCUCUUAUGAAGUUUGGUAUCAAGUGACCUCUUUGCCCGAGCAUGGCAUGAUUAUCGUUGGAGAUCGAAACAUCACUAAAGACAAGCCCAAUUUUUCUCAAUACAUUGUGAAUAAGUUUGGGAUUACGUAUAUGCACGACGGCUCAGAGUCACUGGCUGACGGGUUUAUUUUUGCUGCAUGGCUGAAUUUGAAGAGCAAAUCUGCAGUUAAACCAGACACUGAUGUAUUAGAAGAGAUGUUUAACCUCACUGUCAUUGGUGUGAAUGACCAAGCUCCCGAACUAAAGACAAAGAGACCUUAUUUGAAAGUACUGCAAGGGCAAAUGAUGGCUAUAGGUGCUGACAAUUUGAAUGUUGAAGAUCUGGACAAUCCUCCAGAAGACAUAAAAUACACGAUAAUAAGUACUCCCAACAAUGGUUUCUUAGCCAACCAAGAAAACCUAAAUGCAUCCGUUGAUCAUUUUACGCAAGCAGAUAUCAACAAUGGCCGUGUUUGGUUUGUACAAGAUGGAAGCCCUUCCUCUGGAGUUUUCUAUUUCAGCGUGACGGAUGGGAAGCACAAACCAUUAUAUAAACUCUUUAAUAUUGAAGUGACCGCAGUCUCUAUCACCUUAGUGAAUCACACGAAUCUGGUUCUUUCUCAGUCGGAGACUUUUCUACCCAUUACUAAUAUGCACUUAGCUGCUACCACUGAUGGAAGGAGCAAAGAGAUACUUUAUGAGGUUGUACAGAUGGCUAGCUUUGGUCAACUAAUGAUUGAUGACACACCGGUCACCAAAUUUGGCCAGACAGAUUUAAAUCUAGGUAAAGUAAAAUACCAGGUGAGAAAUCUAACUGAAUCUCAGGACAGCUUUGAGUUGAUGGCAACAACUGCUGAAAGUAAUCUUACGGGACUGGUAUUAAAUGUAACCGUAAAGCCUCUUGUGCAUGUCAUAUCCGGCCUGAAAAUCCCUACAGAAACACUUUACACAAUGCAAAUUAAAGAUCUUGAUGCAUCUGAGCUGGGCAAUAUGACUGGCAGUGAUCCAGAAUUCCAUGUGAUAGAUGAACCAAGGUAUGGAAGGCUUACGCGGAGGAAAACGCUCCAAGGCGAUGCCUAUGAAGACAUAACUAUGUUUACUCAGGCAGAAAUCGAAACAGGCCGGGUACUUUUGGAAGUUAGCGCCAACCUGACAUACACUGAAAUGCAAAAUGACUCCUUUAGUUUCCUUCUUAGAGCAAAUAACGUGCCACCUGCUGUAGGAGCCUUUUCAUAUUCUGUGGUGCCAAAUGAUCCACUACUUUUUCAGGCUGUGACUUCUGAUGAGUAUCUUUUGUCAAGCACUACACUUUCCCCUUACACCAGUGCUGUCUAUGAGAACAGGACCCAAAAUGACUGGCUAAACACCAGUACAGAGGUUCCCAAGACAAAGAGUGUGCCAAAAUGGGGUAACCGAAACCGGUGGGGAAACCAUAACAAUGAAGAUCUUAUUUCUGAAGCAACCACUAGCUCUUUCAGGGCAGCCACUGUUGGAGCAAAUCCUGUAAGCCCUAAAGCAGAGGCAAGUCAGAACGGCAGUUCACUCUCUGUUAUUAUCCCACUUGUCAUCCUUGUCCUCAUAUUAGCUGCCAUUUUGGUUGUCUGGUUUCUUCUUAUGAAACGUAAGGCUAAAAAGGCUCCAAAACCUGUGAAAUCCCACUCUUACUGUGCAGUGCCUCAGGUCCCAUCUCCCUACAUGGAGAGAAGUGCGACCAUACCAACUGUCACAGUAACACCUCUACAGAAAGGUAACGAGUAUGUUUCUGUGAGCCCAUUGCUUCCAGGAAGACAAGCCCAUACCUACACCAGCAGCUCAACUUCAUUGAGAGAAAACCUUCCGCAAAAUUCCUGGUUGCAUAUGGAUCCGGAAAUGGUUCAACACUGUCGGACAACAAAUCCUACACUGAAGAACAAUCAGUAUUGGGUGUAGCACAAAGGCCACCUUAAAGGAAACUAGAGCUAAAAUACCUGCUGCGUCCUGAUAUGUUUGUGUUGUUUGCUAAGUUAUAUUUGUAUAUUGUACUAGGGAUGCACCAAAUCCAUAAUUCAGUUUAGUAUUCAACCAAACCUAGCACUUCUUCCAGGAUUCAGAAGGAUCCUUCAUGUUCAGCUAAAAGGAACUAAACCCUAAGGGGCUGAUUUAUCAACAUUUGAAUUCACAUUUUUUCCAUGAUUUAAGGUUUUAAUUUAUGCACCAUAAACUAAAAAAAAAACAUGAACGUUAAAAUUCGGCAUCUAAAAGCUGCCAAGUUCAUGUAGUAGUCAACAGUCAACUGGAGUUGUCCUAGGCAAAAUUUAAGUGAUCAUUUUUCAAUUUAACUUCUUCAAAUUUCCUUGUAGGCCCGUUGAAAAUAAUAAUGCUCUUAGGGCCCUUCGAAAACCCCUGCCCUCCAGCCAAAAACAAAUGCUCAAAAUGUGACCAUCCCCUCUCCUAAUAAUAAUGACUGCAAAGCACCCUACUGGCGGCUCAAAGAAAGGUGACAGGCAGACCUCUGUGCUAAAAUGUUUGCUUUUCCGAUUUUGGUGCCUAGAGCUGCAUCUCACUGCUCAAAGGGCAUCAAUUAAAGGGAUUAGGUGGGUGCAACUAGAAUAAGCAUGUAUGCGAUGCGAGACUUGGGUACCCCAUACUGCCUGUGUGUCAACAUCUUUAUGUAUACAGCAGUUGACAGCAAUCCAAGGAAACCCAGAUCAAAUAGGUAAAGCAAUGUGAAUGUUUAUUUUAUCCAACGUUUCAGUUCCACACAGGAACCUUCGUCAGGGUGAACUAAACCAUGGUGGAAGAACUAAACUUUGCAGCUCAGCAGUUUGAACAAUG
Xenopus laevis (African clawed frog) is the source of this 8311-nucleotide messenger RNA. It is a transcript of the gene cspg4b.L, whose product is annotated as chondroitin sulfate proteoglycan 4b L homeolog. The transcript is spliced from 10 exons. The coding region runs from base 242 to 7426 and encodes 2394 amino acids. The record is from RefSeq and is a predicted model, not a curated record. Gene Ontology annotation, biological process: anatomical structure morphogenesis. NCBI's taxonomy places the organism in Eukaryota, Metazoa, Chordata, Amphibia, Anura, Pipidae.